Phanerochaete carnosa HHB-10118-sp is the source of this 519-nucleotide messenger RNA. RefSeq lists its product as uncharacterized. The transcript has 3 exons. The record is from RefSeq and is a predicted model, not a curated record. Lineage: Eukaryota; Fungi; Basidiomycota; Agaricomycetes; Polyporales; Phanerochaetaceae. Bases 1 to 519 code for a protein of 172 amino acids.
AUGAUCAAAUUUGGCGGGUGUUCGAACAUCACGCGCGACGAUGUCAAGCGCAACAUUCUCCUCACAACGUCCCUGCUUGGCGAUGUUCCUGUCUCUAGCUGCUCAUCGCGCUCGCCCAGCAAGCCCGUCGUUCGUAGUACAUAUCCGUCCACGACGCAGCUCUCCCUGCCCUGCAUACAGCUCGGCGGCUCAGAUCUCGCCAAAGCCCUGCAGACCGAGUGCACGGUUCAUGAUAACCAGUGCGAACAUAUCUUUCCCAACUCAAGCUCGAAGUUGCCGACGCCGGGAGAGCGCCUGCAGCGGUCACGGCGUACGUUUUACAGGGCAUGCAUACCGGCCCCUUUCACACCACAUACAACCUAUCAAACACGCCUUCCUUCAAGCUCGCUCGCGAUCCCCCCAGACCUGCCGCUGUCGAUCUGUCAAACACCCUGUUUGGGUUCAAACGUCGAGCUGACACCGGCGGACAUUGGAGGUAUGUCGCCGUCUCGGCCCGCGGUGCCUGUCGAGGAACAGUGA